Messenger RNA from Microtus oregoni (creeping vole), 2739 nucleotides. RefSeq names its product eukaryotic translation initiation factor 2A (gene Eif2a). The transcript is spliced from 14 exons. Gene Ontology annotation, molecular function: translation initiation factor activity; ribosome binding; protein binding. Gene Ontology annotation, cellular component: cytosolic small ribosomal subunit. Bases 78 to 1847 code for a protein of 589 amino acids. Gene Ontology annotation, biological process: translational initiation. The record is from RefSeq and is a predicted model, not a curated record. NCBI's taxonomy places the organism in Eukaryota, Metazoa, Chordata, Mammalia, Rodentia, Cricetidae.
CCCCGGCUCGCGGUCUCGGAGCUUGGGGAGACGUGUAGAGGCCGGGUUCGGCCUUCGGUGAACUCUCACCCCGGCGCAUGGGUUUCUCUUUCCGGGAUAAGAUGGCGCCGUCCACACCGCUGUUGACAGUCCGAGGAUCAGAAGGACUGUACAUGGUGAAUGGACCACCACACUUUACAGAAAGCACAGUGCUUCCAAGGGAAUCUGGAAAAAAUUGCAAAGUCUACACUUUUAGUAAGGAUGGGACAUUGUUUGCCUGGAACAAUGGAGAAAAAGUAAAUAUAAUCAAUGUCACUAACAAGGGACUACUGCACUCCUUCGACCUCCCAAAAGCAGUUUGCCUUGAAUUCUCGCCAAAUAACACUGUCCUGGCAACGUGGCAGCCUUACACGACUUCUAAAGAUGGCACAGCUGGGGUACCCAACCUACAGCUUUAUGACGUGAAAACUGGAACAUGUUUGAAAUCUUUCAUACAGAAAAAAAUGCAAAACUGGUGUCCUUCCUGGUCAGAUGAUGAAGUUAUCUGUGCACGGAAUGUUAACAAUGAAAUUCACUUCUUUGAAAACAACAAUUUUAACACAAUUGCAAAUAAAUUACAUUUGCAAAAAGUUAAUGACUUUAAUUUAUCACCUGGAAGCCAACCUUAUAAGGUGGCAGUCUAUGUCCCAGGAAGUAAAGGUGCACCUUCAUUUGUUAGAUUAUAUCAGUACCCCAACUUUGCUGGACCUCAUGCAGCCCUGGCCAAUAAAAGCUUCUUUAAAGCUGAUAAGGUUACGAUGCUUUGGAAUAAGAAAGCUACUGCUGUGCUGGUAAUCGCUAGUACAGAGGUUGACAAGACAGGAGCUUCCUACUAUGGAGAACAAACUCUGCACUACAUUGCCACAAAUGGAGAGAGUGCUGUAGUACAAUUACCAAAAAAUGGCCCAAUUUAUGAUGUUGUUUGGAAUUCUAGCUCUACUGAGUUUUGUGCUGUUUAUGGUUUUAUGCCUGCGAAAGCGACGGUUUUCAACCUGAAGUGUGAUCCUGUGUUUGAUUUCGGGACUGGUCCUCGCAAUGCAGCCUACUAUAGCCCUCAUGGACAUAUAUUAGUCCUGGCUGGAUUUGGAAAUCUUCGGGGACAAAUGGAAGUGUGGGAUGUUAAAAGCUAUAAACUGAUCUCUAAACCAGUGGCUUCUGACUCUACGUAUUUUGCCUGGUGCCCGGAUGGCGAGCAUAUUUUAACUGCCACCUGUGCACCCAGGUUGCGUGUCAAUAACGGGUUUAAGGUUUGGCAUUAUACUGGCUCUGUCUUGCAUAAGUAUGAUGUGCCGUCGAAUGGAGAAUUAUGGCAGGUGUCUUGGCAGCCAUUUUUGGAUGGAGUAUUUCCAGCAAAAACAAUAAAGUACCAAGCAGUGCCAAGUGAAGUACCUAGUGAGGAACCUAAAGUUACAACAGCUUAUAGACCUCCAGCCUUAAGAAAUAAACCAGUCACCAAUUCCAAACUGCAUGAAGAUGAACCUCCCCAGAAUAUGAAACCACAUCAAGGAAGUGACAAGCCGUUAUCAAAAACAGCCCUUAAAAAUCAAAGGAAGCAUGAAGCUAAAAAAGCUGCAAAACAGGAAGCAAGAAGUGAUGUGGCUCCUACUCCUGUCCCUCAGAGUGCACCACGGAACACUAUCGCCCAGUCUACUUCGGGAGAUCCUGAAGUAGACAAAAAAAUUAAGAAUCUUAAGAAGAAACUAAAAGCAAUAGAGCAGCUGAAAGAGCAGGCAGCCGCUGGUAAGCAGCUAGAGAAAAAUCAGUUGGAGAAAAUUCAAAAAGAGACAGCCCUUCUCCAGGAGCUUGAAGACUUGGAAUUGGGAGUGUGAAGAUUCACAGAAAUCAAUUUGUUGGCAGGAAACACGUUUGUUAAUCCCAUGGUAUUGAUGGAAUCUCUACAUGCCCACCUUUAACAUCAGUCUGUAUUGUUAACUGUUUAUCCAACACUGCAUAUGUGUGAUUAUUUAAUGAUGUCUAUCAAGUUGACUUUGACAUCUACAUCCUGUAUCAUGUCAGUAUGUGAUAAAGAGAGAUGGUUUCUUUAAGAUGAGCUUGACAAAUUGACAGACUUUUUUUAAAAUAGGUAACAGAAUUUCCUAUAUAAAUAAAUAAUUAAAGACAUUUUAAAUUUAUUUUUGCUUUCAAGUUAAGAAGUUCUUUAUUAUAAAUUUACAGGAUAUAUUAUUCUUAUAACAAAAUAUGAAGUGUAUGUUGCUAUCAUGUCUAUUUUUUAUAAGUGAAGAAACUUAAGUCCAGAAAGUAAGAAAUCUUUAGGGGCUGGGAAGAUGGCUGCUUAGAUAAGGACACUGGAUCCAAGUUAGAGUUCCAGCACCACCUGCAGCCAUGUCUGUUACUCCAGUUCCAGGGGAUCUGACGCCUCCUUCUGGCCUCCACAGGCACCAGGCAUGUACAGUUAUACAUGCAGGCAAAACACCCAUACACUUAAAAUAAAAAUAAAUAUUUUAAAAAGAAAGCAACCUGGUAGUGUGUGGGAAGUGGAGUUGGACAGAAGUACUCUGACUCCAGAGUGCAUGCGCUAGGUUCCUGUGGCACACUGCUGGUGUCCCGAGGGCAGUGACUGUCUGGUCCCGAACUGUGCUCACUCUUACUUUUAUAAACACUGAUAAUUUAUUCAUCCACCAGUAAAGUUAUUCACCUUUAUUGGUAUUGACUGUAAAAGGGCCUUUGAAUUUUUGCCAGAUUAAUAAACUAAAAAUGAUA